AUGUUCAGCUUUCGUGUGUUGUUCUGCUGUCUUUUGACUUUGAUGGGUGCGUUUACCGCUUAUGGGAACGUGGUUUUGAUAGGGAAAAACGUUACUUUGUCGUUCGAGGACAUUGAAGCUAAUUUUGCUCCAUCGGUUAAAGGCUCCGGCUUAUGCGGCACGUUAUCCGUUGCUGAGCCUUUGGACGCAUGCUCGAAGUUAACUAACAAAGUUGCUUUGGAAGUAAAUCAAUCGAAUACAAAUCCAAUGUUUGUGUUGAUAACAAGGGGAGGAUGUAGCUUUGAUGAUAAAGUCAGACGAGCACAAGCUGCAGGUUUCAAAGCAGCCAUUGUUUACAACAAUGAAAACGGUGACUUGGUUGCAAUGGCUGGAAAUUCAGCUGGCAUAAAGAUACACGCGGUCUUCGUCUCCAAAUCAGCCGGUGAAACACUUUCAAACUAUGUGGGCAAUGCUGACGUGGAGCUAUGGGUGGUCCCCACCUUCGAAAACUCAGCUUGGUCCAUCAUGGCUAUUUCUUUCAUCUCUUUGCUUGCCAUGUCAGCUGUGUUAGCCACGUGUUUCUUUGUCCGGAGGCACCGGAUUAGACGAGAACGCCCUCAGGCGACACGCGUGCGUGAGUUUCACGGCAUGAGCAGUCGUUUGGUGAAGGCCAUGCCGAGCCUUAUAUUUACGGCCGUUUUGGAGGACAACUGUACUUCUGCUACAUGCGCCAUCUGUCUCGAGGAUUACAGCAUGGGGGAAAGGCUUAGAGUUCUUCCUUGUCGCCACAAAUUUCACGCUAUAUGUGUCGAUGCCUGGCUGACAACAUGGCGAACAUUUUGCCCCGUUUGCAAACGUGACGCUCGAACCACCACCGGCGAACCACCCGCAUCCGAAUCAACUCCUUUGCUAUCCUCAACUCCAGCUUCCCAAUCCUCCUCAUUCAUAUCCUCCUCCGUUCGAUCAUCCGCAAUCCAAAUCGGGCCCUCCGGGCCGCCCUCAAUCUCCUCCACCCCUUUCAACCACGGCUCGAGCCGGAGCUCGGUUGACCUCAGGAACAUGUCAUCAUCUCAAAGGUCACACGGUGGUCCGUAUUUAAUCUCCCCACACUCAUUGGGCUACCCUUCUUUGUCACCAAUGAAUUCGAGAUAUAUGUCGCCGUACAUUCCAAGCCCGUUAAACGGCCCGUCGAGCUAUGUCGGGUCUUCAAGCCGAAGGCCCGGCCCAUUGCAUUAUAGUGAGUCAGCCACGAGCUUUUCACCGUUUGCCUCGACACAUUCGCUUCCUGAUUGUUGA
This is a messenger RNA of Striga hermonthica, 1275 nucleotides long. Lineage: Eukaryota; Viridiplantae; Streptophyta; Magnoliopsida; Lamiales; Orobanchaceae. The record is from the annotation of a GenBank genome assembly.